Eutrema salsugineum is the source of this 1262-nucleotide messenger RNA. RefSeq names its product protein ORANGE-LIKE, chloroplastic. Gene Ontology annotation, cellular component: chloroplast membrane. NCBI's taxonomy places the organism in Eukaryota, Viridiplantae, Streptophyta, Magnoliopsida, Brassicales, Brassicaceae. The transcript is spliced from 7 exons. The coding region runs from base 134 to 1084 and encodes 316 amino acids. The record is from RefSeq and is a predicted model, not a curated record.
AAGAAAAAAAAAAGAGUCACCUUUUAGAUCAUUCGGAGGGUUUCUCACAGUCUCAGCCAAAAAAGUGGCGUAGCUUUGGAUUAGCCCAAUCCAAAGACGAUUUGACAAAGGAAAGCGUAGCCGAGCAGAUGAGAUGACGUGCUUCUCUUCUUCUGCUACUCCUCAUUGCCGUCAUCUUCUUCUUCCUCCUCCAUCGACUUCCAAAUCACUGCUCGUAUUCCCCUCAUCCUUUCUCAAAUCUUCCCCUCAUCCUCUCUUACAUGGCUCAUCUCGCUCUAUCUUCUCCUGUUCUGCCGGCAGCAACAACGGACCUCCUCCCGCCGGUGACCCUGUUCCAAAUAACUUCUGUAUCAUUGAGGGAUCAGAGACAGUCCAGGAUUUCGUGCAGAUGCAGCUUCAGGAAAUACAAGAUAACAUAAGGAGUAGACGCAAUAAGAUCUUUCUCCUCAUGGAGGAAGUGAGGAGGUUACGAGUUCAGCAACGGAUCAAGAGCGUCAAAUCCAUCAAUGAGCACAGUGAGCUCGAGGCGGCCGAGAUGCCCGAGAUCACUUCUUCCAUUCCUUUUCUCCCUAACGUGACACCAAAGACUUUGAAGCAACUCUACUUGACCAGCGUUGCAUUGAUAUCGGGAAUCAUUUUCUUUGGUGGUCUGAUUGCACCUAACCUGGAGCUCAAGGUAGGACUAGGAGGAACCUCGUAUGAGGAUUUUAUAAGGAGCUUGCACCUACCCCUGCAAUUAAGCCAAGUAGAUCCCAUUGUGGCAUCUUUUUCUGGCGGAGCCGUGGGUGUCAUUUCGACCUUGAUGCUAAUCGAAGUUAACAACGUCAAACAACAAGAGAAGAAGAGGUGCAAGUACUGCCUUGGGACUGGAUACUUGCCAUGCGCUCGAUGUUCAGCAAGUGGUGUGUGCUUAAGCAUUGAUCUCAUUAAACGACCUAGAGCUUCAUAUCGGCUUUUGCAAUCCCCAACAACAGUAAGGUGUCUAAAUUGUUCCGGCGCAGGAAAGGUGAUGUGUCCGACAUGUCUCUGUACUGGGAUGGUCACUGCUAGUGAGCACGACCCACGAUUUGACCCGUUCGACUAGAAAACAACGACCUCACCUUUGAACUUUAGGUUUUUUUUCUAUGUACAUUUGUCGUUCAAAAGGCUAUGCCAAGACUCUGAACUAAGGAGAUCCAACCUCGUCAAAUAAAUGUUUACAUAGUAAAAAAAAAGUUAGAAUCUAUAACUUUGGGGUAAAGCAUAAUAAAUAGUAAACUUCA